This is a messenger RNA of Atta colombica, 984 nucleotides long. RefSeq names its product tetraspanin-7-like. Bases 73 to 801 code for a protein of 242 amino acids. Gene Ontology annotation, cellular component: membrane. The record is from RefSeq and is a predicted model, not a curated record. Lineage: Eukaryota; Metazoa; Arthropoda; Insecta; Hymenoptera; Formicidae. The transcript has 6 exons.
GAGCCACGCACGCAACACGUAUUCGCAAAUCUUCUCGCAAAUCGAUCGCACGAACUCCACUCGUUACCCAGUAUGAGCAAAGCACGACUGGAAACCAUGGCUACGAUGACCUGUAUGAAGACCUUGCUAAUGCUCUUCAAUUUCAUCUUCUGGGCGUCCGGGGUGUUGAUGUUAUGCAUCGGAAUAUGGAUGCGCAUCCAAUUGCGAGAUUACAUGAAUAUGAGCGUGCAGGGCAGCGGAGCUGCUCUAUUGGCACUUGCAAGUUUAGGUGCGGUUUUAGCGGUCGCAGCGGUCCUCGCCUGUUGUUGCACUGCACGCGGUCAUCCUGCUCUCCUGUAUUUGUACGGUGCGUUUCUAGCUGUCGUGGCUUUACUGGAACUCGGUGCGGGUGCAUCGAUUUAUGCUUAUCGCACGAGCUUGAACGAGGGAUUUGAUCAAGGUUUGAACGAGAGCAUGGCUGCCUAUGGACAGGACCAUUCCAAGAGCAAUCACAUCGAUACCAUGCAAUCAACUUUGCAUUGCUGUGGCAAUCGCGGUUAUGUUGAUUGGCUCAAUUUGGAUCCGCCGAAGGACGUUCCCUUAUCUUGUUGCAAAGUGCUACAGAAUAAAUGCGACACAUCGGAUGUAGAGGAAAUUUAUACCGAGGGAUGUUACAAUCGCUUACUGGAUCUCAUAAAUAGCAACAUCGGUCUGGUGGCCGGUACAGCGAUCGGCGUAGCUUUUUUCCCACUAGUUGGUAUCUUCCUAGCAUGCUGUCUAGCUAGCAAUAUCAAUAAGGCCGAGUACGAGCAAGUUGCUUAGGCAUGGCAUUUACGCAAACUGCAACGACGGUCCUAUCAGAAAACAAAGCCUGUAUCGCUAACGACAACGGCGAACAUAUAUGAUUUAAUGAGAAUACGGAAAUGAUCUCAAUCGAGGCACACUAUAUCAAUUCGAUUUUAGUUCACAAUUUGGUACAAAAAUUAAUUAAAAAUAUAUAAUAUA